This is a messenger RNA of Pygocentrus nattereri (red-bellied piranha), 2644 nucleotides long. RefSeq names its product RAB40c, member RAS oncogene family (gene rab40c). Gene Ontology annotation, molecular function: GTPase activity; GTP binding. Bases 1301 to 2149 code for a protein of 282 amino acids. Gene Ontology annotation, cellular component: synaptic vesicle; plasma membrane; endosome. The record is from RefSeq and is a predicted model, not a curated record. The transcript is spliced from 6 exons. Gene Ontology annotation, biological process: protein localization to plasma membrane; intracellular signal transduction. Lineage: Eukaryota; Metazoa; Chordata; Actinopteri; Characiformes; Serrasalmidae.
GGGGUUUGUUGUGGUGGGCUGGAUGGAGUGAGAGUCUCAGUGACAGUGCGGCCAGAGACGGAGCGGAGCAGAGCAUGGAGGCGGCGCCGCGCACACUCCGGAGCGCUUAUUAACACCGACACGGCACAAACGGGGCUUUACUGGCGGAUUUCUCACACUCACAACCCCUGAAUCCGAACCUGAACCCGAACCCGAACCCGAAGCACCACCGCGCAGCGGCUCGUGGACAUGCAGCUUCAGGACGAGCGGCGCGGAGCUGCGAAGCUUUGUUGUGUGGAAGGAGAAGAAGACGGGCCUUCCAGGAGGUCCGGCUAGCGGGCAUUAGCUGCUUCACCCCGAGCCAAACCGUCUAAUUCAACCCAGCCGCUCGCCUCGCCGCUGGAAGGGAGAACCGCGGGUUCCUGAGCGCCGAACUGAAGAACCUAAAGCCAGCUGUUCCUUUGACAUGGCACCUGACAGCUAGCUUAGCUUAGCUUAGCUUAGCUUUAGCUUUAGCUUGGCGGAGCUGCGGUUCUGGUUCCGCCGCCCGUGAACAGACAUUUCACUGUCGGGUCUUCUGUCUGGUUCUGUGGCGAUGGUUCCUGCGUCUUAGUCGAGCUUUAUCAGUCAUGUUUUUUAAAAAAGCCUCUUUGUUUUGAGUUCGGCGGGUUUCGCUGACGCUAAGCUAACGCUAAGCUAACAAUGAUGUAGUCCGUCGAGCCUGCUUCGCGAGCUAAUGCUAACGCUGGCUAAUAGAGCAGAAUAGCCAGGUCAGAGGGUUUUAUGUCCUGAAAAGAUCAGCUGGUCUGUUUUGUUUAAUUUGAGGGUUCACGGUCAGCAUUUUAACGAUUUAAUGGCUAAUUAAACUGACCGUGCAUGCGAGCUAGCUGACGGGUAGCUAACCUAGUAUGCUCAAAGCAGCUAGCAUAAAGGAAUUUUAGCUUUUUAGUCGACAUAUUUGUCAGAGUUGAACUUUUUUGGCUUGUAACUGGGCAAAGUAACCUCACCAAACCGCCAAACCAGCUGGCUGAAUAUUCACGACGGCCAGGCUUUUUUAACUGGCCGGAGUCGAGCCUGGGACUCAGUAAAUCAGACUGUUCGGGUCGAAUAUUCGGCUGGGCAGCGAGUGUUAACUGGCUGAACUGGUCUGAGUGACUUCACGAAACCAGCUGGCUAAAUAUUUGCGACAUUCGCCGUUUUUAAACUGGCCGUACUCGAGCCUGGGACUCGAUUAAUCGCCGCUCGAAGCGAAUAUUCGGAUCCAGCUUUUGGCUUCAGAGAAAGCGCAUCGUAACAGCAUUAAACAGCUGAAGUUGCUCUGAUGCGAGCGAGGAUGGGCACUCAGGGCAGCCCUGUGAAGAGCUACGACUACCUGCUGAAGUUCCUGCUGGUGGGGGACAGCGAUGUGGGGAAGGGAGAGAUACUGGACAGCCUGCAGGACGGAUCCGCGGAGUCGCCUUACGCCUACAGCAGCGGAAUCGACUAUAAGACCACCACUAUCCUGCUGGACGGAAGGAGAGUGAAGUUAGAGCUGUGGGACACUUCAGGACAGGGACGCUUCUGCACCAUUUUCCGCUCCUACUCCAGAGGGGCGCAGGGGAUCCUGCUGGUCUAUGACAUCACCAACCGCUGGUCUUUCGACGGGAUUGACCGCUGGAUUAGAGAGAUUGAUGAGCAUGCUCCUGGAGUGCCGAGGAUUCUGGUGGGGAAUCGGCUACACCUGGCGUUUAAGCGGCAGGUUCCGACCGAGCAGGCUCGUGCGUACGCCGAGAAGAAUGGCAUGACCUUCUUCGAAGUGAGUCCGCUCUGCAACUUCAACGUCAUCGAGUCGUUCACGGAGCUGUCGCGCAUCGUCCUCAUGAGGCACGGCAUGGAGAAGUUCUGGAGGCCAAACCGAGUGUUCAGUCUGCAGGACCUGUGCUGCCGCGCGAUCGUCUCCUGCACUCCGGUUCACCUGAUCGAUAAGCUGCCCCUCCCCGUGGCCAUCAAGAGCCACCUGAAGUCCUUCUCCAUGGCCAACGGCAUGAACGCGGUCAUGAUGCAUGGCCGCUCCUAUUCGCUAGCCAAUGCCACGGGCAGCAAAGGCAACAGCCUCAAACGCUCCAAAUCCAUCCGGCCGCCGCAGAGCCCACCACAGAACUGCACCAGGAACAACUGUAAAAUCUCCUAGCCUGUGACCCCGGGGGAGGGGGAGCGCCCCCAUCUCUCCCCAGCGCUCAGGAGUACAGACGUGAGGAUUUUGGGGCGAAGGUGACUGGAGGUGUCAGUGCAGGGGUGGUGUCCCCCCCCAAGAUUUGCUGCAGUCGUAUUACUACACUUACAGAAUUUACACCUAAACAGCGAUUUAUUACACAAUCUGUGAAAAUGUCCAUCUCUGAUUUCACCUCUAUUGCAGUAGCGCCCUCUGGUGGAGACGGAGCGACAGAGAACCCGGCCCGUCCAGCACUCCGAUCUCCUCGGCUUGUUAACCUCCAGUUCCGCAUGUUUUUUUUCCCCCUCUUUGUGAUAAACUUCUGGCCUUGAAGGAUGGGGACACAUUCGGGUUCUUCCGCCUGACAAUGAACUGCUUUUAAAGACCACCGCGUCUUGCGUGCUUUGCGUGGACAGAGCAUUGAGGAAUGGCUUCGUAUGGAUUGAACCAUUAAAGACGAGAGUUUCUCUGCAA